Molecule: messenger RNA, 1371 nt
Organism: Panicum hallii
Lineage: Eukaryota; Viridiplantae; Streptophyta; Magnoliopsida; Poales; Poaceae
Product: lysosomal Pro-X carboxypeptidase-like
Exons: 6
Coding region: 4-1371 (455 amino acids)
Biological process (GO): proteolysis
Molecular function (GO): dipeptidyl-peptidase activity; serine-type exopeptidase activity
Source: RefSeq, a predicted model, not a curated record
GCGAUGGUGCAGUACGAGACGCGGCACUACACGCAGCGCCUGGACCACUUCAACUCGGCGCCCGCGAGCUACGCCACGUUCCAGCAGCGGUACCUCGUGAACGACACCUUCUGGCGCGGCCGGACGGCGCCCAUCCUCCUGUACGCCGGCAACGAGGGCGACGUGGAGCUCUUCGCGAACAACACGGGCUUCAUGUGGGAGGCGGCUCCGCGGUUCGGCGCCAUGCUCGUCUUCGUGGAGCACCGGUACUACGGGCGGUCAAUGCCGUUCGGGGGCCGGGAGGCGGCGUUCCGGGACGCCGGCACCAAGGGCUACCUCACCGUGACGCAGGCCCUCGCCGACUACGCUUCGUUCGUGCUCAGCCUCAAGGCGAACCUGAGCGCGCCGGCGGCGCCCGUGCUCGUGCUCGGCGGCUCCUACGGCGGGAUGCUCGCCGUGUGGAUGCGCCUCAAGUACCCGCACAUCGUCAUGGGCGCCGUCGCCUCGUCGGCGCCCAUCCUCAGCUUCUACGGCCUCGCCGACCCCUACGCAUUCUACGACCGCAUGACCGACGACUUCAAGAGCGAGAGCAAGCACUGCUACGAGGUGCUUCGUGACUCGUGGGCUGAGCUCGACAGUCUGCUCGCCACCAAAGAAGGCACGGCGCGGCUCAAGAGUGCAUUCAACAUGUGCAAUGGCAGCAGCGUGGAGGACAUCCCGUCGCUGCUGGAGAGCGCGGUGGUGUACGCGGCGAUGACGGACUACCCGACGCCGUCGGGGUUCCUGACGGCGCUGCCGGCGUACCCGGUCCGCGAGAUGUGCCGCGCCGUCGACCGCUCCGGCAACGACACUCUGUCCCGCGUCCGGGCCGCCAUGGGCGUCUACUACAACCACACGGGCGCCGCGGCGUGCUUCCGCGGCGAGGAGGAGGACGACCCCUACGGCAUGCUCGAGGGGUGGGACUGGCAGGCGUGCACGGAGAUGGUGCUCAUGACCUACGGCCUCAGCAACGACAGCAUCCUGCAGCCGCCGUGGCCCUUCAACCUCACCGACGUCGUCGCCAGCUGCCGCAACGCCACCGGGCUGCCGCCGCGCCCGUUCUGGCUCGAGACCGAGUUCGGCGGAUACGAUAUUGGGAAUGUGUUGAAGAGAUCCGCUAGCAACAUCCUCUUCUUCAACGGGCUGCGGGAUCCCUGGAGCACUGGAGGGGUCUUGAAGAGCAUUUCCGACACCAUCAUCGCGCUGGUCGAGCCCAAAGGCGCGCACCACGUGGAUCUGAGAUUCUCCAGCAAGGGCGACCCCGAGUGGCUGACGCGAGUGCGGGCCAAGGAGACGAGGAUCAUAGCGCGCUGGCUCAAGCAGUACUACAGCGACGAGGCCAUCUCGACCUGA